AUGCUGAGACGAUCCCACAAGAAGUCACGGGCCGGGUGCCUGGAGUGCAAGCGUCGCCACGUCAAGUGUGACGAACAGCGGCCCAAGUGCAUCAUUUGUACACUCUCAGAUCGGGAAUGUGGUUACCCACCACAGCCGGCCGGCUCUUCAGCCCCUAGCACACCAGCAGCAGCCAUCCAGGAGGAACCAGAGCCCAAGCAGUCCGCAGAUUUGGCUCCUGCCAUCACUACUAAAAAUGAAAGUAGCGCGAGUCCCGUUGCCGGUGUCCCCCUUCCCGACAUCGCGAGCCGAGGGCCGAUGUCGCCCAACUAUGCGAACCAGAGUUCACCCGAGGUCAAUCUAAAUCACAUGGAGUUACUUAUCCGUUUCAACUUUGAAGAGCACGCUCCCGAGCUGAACGUUGAGAUGCACGACUUCGCAUCGAAACUCUUAUUCAAGUGUGCACUCGAGGCCCCGUAUUUGAUGCACCAGAUCCUCGCCGUUUCAGCUCGACGUCAAGCACUCCUUCAACCCGAGCGAGCAGAUCACUUUCUCGAGACCGCCAUUCACUUACAGACCAAGGCCGUUUCUAUUUACAACGAGACCGGAGCCAGAGCUCAAAUUGACCAGACCAACUGCUCGACUCUCCUCCUGUUUUGCUCCCUUCUCGGCCGUCAUUUGCUUGCCGACCUCCUUGCGAGGCGCGACUCCGACUUUGGCGACUUCUUGACCCGCUUCCUCGAGUUUCUCUCGAUAUCUCGUGGCCUGCUUGCCAUGUCCGUCUCUGCCUGGGAUCUUCUGUUGCAAUCUGACAUCAAACAUCUUGUUCUUUGGGCCCUCGAAAUCUCCCAGUCCACACCUCGGGGGAACCACUGCGAUGGACUGCAACGCCUGGUGGCCGAGUCGAAGGAGCUAGACGUACCAUCCAAGGAAGCCUGCAUGACUGCCAUUGCCUGCCUUCAAGUUGGUUUCGACAGUCUGCUGGGGGGCGACGCCCGGAACCAGAGGUACUUGAUGGUGUUCAUGUGGUGA
This is a messenger RNA of Chaetomium globosum CBS 148.51, 1011 nucleotides long. RefSeq lists its product as uncharacterized. NCBI's taxonomy places the organism in Eukaryota, Fungi, Ascomycota, Sordariomycetes, Sordariales, Chaetomiaceae. Gene Ontology annotation, molecular function: zinc ion binding; DNA-binding transcription activator activity, RNA polymerase II-specific. Gene Ontology annotation, biological process: regulation of transcription by RNA polymerase II. The transcript is spliced from 2 exons. Bases 1 to 1011 code for a protein of 336 amino acids. The record is from RefSeq and is a predicted model, not a curated record.